Messenger RNA from Acanthoscelides obtectus, 1393 nucleotides. The record is from the annotation of a GenBank genome assembly. Lineage: Eukaryota; Metazoa; Arthropoda; Insecta; Coleoptera; Chrysomelidae.
AUGCACGUCGAAAAGGCAGUUCGUCUCACCAAAAAUGGCAGACCGGGAGCAGCUUACUUAGACUUUCCGGCAAACAUAUUGUCAGAAGGGUUUGAAGAAUCAACAGUAUCUCCAUACUAUGGCCCCACACCGCCGCCUUUGAUAUAUCCGAAUCCGAGCGACAUACAAACAGCCGUAGAUUUGAUCACACAAGCUUCGAGACCGUUAGUGAUCGUAGGUAAAGGAGCAGCGUAUGCUAGAGCAGAAGCUACUGUGCGAGACUUGAUACAAUCGACGAAUCUACCAUUUUUGGCAACGCCAAUGGGCAAAGGAGUUGUACCGGAUGCGUCGCCUAAGUGUGUUCAACCUGCACGGUCAACUGCUCUUCAGAAAGCAGACGUCGUUCUACUGCUUGGAGCUCGGCUAAAUUGGAUCCUCCACUUUGGAAGGCCUCCUCGAUAUUCCCCAGAUGCCAAAGUAAUUCAGAUAGACCUGUCAGCUGAAGAAUUGAAUACUAGCGUCAAGUCAGCCGUCGCUAUACAGAGCGACCUCAGAGUGGCUGUUGAACAGAUCGUGGCGGGACUGAAGAAAAGGAAUUUCACGUAUAGCAGCCAGAACGAGUGGUGGCAGGUGUUGGAGAGGAAGUGUCAGGACAACCGAAGAACUGUACAGGCUAUGGCUGCAGACGAAUCAGUUCCUCUAAACUACUAUACAGUUUUCCACAACCUGUACCAACAUCUUCCCGACAACUGCAUCAUUGUGAGUGAGGGAGCGAAUACUAUGGAUAUUGGCAGAACUAUGCUCUUCAAUAACCAACCAAGAAACAGGCUUGAUGCGGGAACCUUUGGAACUAUGGGGGUUGGUCCAGGCUUUGCUAUAGCAGCUGCUCUUUACUGCAGGCACCACGAACCUACGAAACGUGUCAUUUGCGUUGAAGGUGAUUCUGCAUUUGGCUUCUCAGGAAUGGAGAUAGAGAGCAUGGUCAGAUACAAGUUACCAAUUAUAAUAGUUGUUGUAAAUAAUUCUGGAAUUUACACCGGAAUGGAACCUGAAGCUUUCAAAAACUUGAGGGAUAGUGCCGAACUAGAAGAUAUUGCAAAGAUAACACCACCUUCGUGCCUGAGUAGCGCUACCCGCUACGAUAACAUGAUGAACCUUUUGGCAAACCUGGUUUCUUUGUCAACACCAUACCAGAAUUGAAAUUAGCCAUAAAAAGUGCCUUGAAAAUUGAGGAUUCCCCAACCAUCAUCAACGUCAUAAUUAGUACAACUGCCGAUAGGAAACCACAGCAGUUCCAUUGGUUAUCAGAAUCAAAGUUGUAGAAGCUAUAUCUGUUAUAUAUAUAUAUAUAUAACUUGAGACGUGGUCAUUGCCGUCUAGACCAGUUAGGUGAAAAAUUAAAGCUUCCGCCUUU